GGUCUCUGCGCGGCCGCCCAGAGGAGCGGCGGCCAGGCCUUGGGGGCGACCUCCUCUCAGAGUUGUGGGCCCGGAGUCGACUUCGCUCCCCUACCAGUUGCUGGAUUACUUUAGCCAGGCCAGGAGAAGACCGAGUUCCCGUUGUGAAAUCAGCCUGAAGAGCUCUUAAUCCGGCCCAGGUGUUGCCUGGUUGGGCCCAGAAAUGGGAUGCCAAGCCUCUUCAGGGAGCACAGAAGGCGCAGGGGCCUUUUGGAGCUGCAGCCGUGACGGCAAGUGAGCCAGCUGCUGGAGGAUGUCCACAACCACCACGGCCGCCCCUGCGGGGAUCCCGGCGGCUCCGGGCCCUGUGAACCCACCCCCGCCCGAGGUCUCCAACCCCAGCAAGCCCGGCCGCAAGACCAACCAGCUGCAGUACAUGCAGAACGUGGUGGUGAAGACGCUCUGGAAGCAUCAGUUUGCCUGGCCCUUCUACCAGCCCGUGGACGCAAUCAAACUCAAUCUGCCUGAUUAUCAUAAAAUAAUAAAAAACCCGAUGGAUAUGGGGACUAUUAAGAAGAGACUAGAAAAUAAUUAUUACUGGAGCGCAAGUGAAUGUAUGCAGGACUUCAACACCAUGUUUACAAAUUGUUAUAUUUACAACAAGCCCACAGAUGACAUAGUGCUAAUGGCCCAAGCCUUAGAGAAAAUUUUUCUGCAGAAAGUGGCCCAGAUGCCCCAAGAGGAAGUUGAGUUAUUACCCCCUGCUCCAAAGGGCAAAGGCCGGAAGCCGGCUGCGGGGACCCAGAGUGCAGGUACGCAGCAAGUGGCGGCCGUGUCCUCAGUCUCCCCAGCGACCCCCUUCCAGAAUGUGCCCCCCACUGUCUCCCAGACGCCUGUCAUUGCUGCCACCCCCGUACCAACCAUCACUGCGAAUGUCACAUCAGUCCCUGUUCCCCCCGCUGCUGCACCGCCUCCUCCCACGACGCCCAUCGUCCCUGUGGUCCCUCCCACGCCGCCUGUUGUCAAGAAAAAGGGCGUGAAGCGGAAAGCAGACACAACCACGCCCACCACGGCGGCUAUCACCGCCAGCCGCAGUGAGUCGCCCCCGCCGCUGGCAGAUCCCAAGCAGGCCAAGGUGGUGGCCCGGCGCGAGAGUGGGGGUCGCCCCAUCAAGCCACCCAAGAAGGACCUGGAGGAUGGCGAGGUGCCUCAGCACGCGGGCAAGAAGGGCAAGCUGUCCGAGCACCUGCGGCACUGCGACAGCAUCCUCAGAGAGAUGCUGUCCAAGAAGCACGCGGCCUACGCCUGGCCCUUCUACAAGCCAGUGGACGCCGAGGCGCUGGAGCUUCAUGACUACCACGACAUCAUCAAGCACCCCAUGGACCUCAGCACCGUCAAGAGGAAGAUGGACAGCCGCGAGUACCCAGACGCACAGGGCUUCGCCGCCGACGUCCGGUUAAUGUUCUCAAAUUGUUAUAAGUACAACCCUCCAGACCAUGAGGUGGUGGCCAUGGCCAGGAAGCUCCAGGACGUGUUUGAGAUGAGGUUUGCCAAGAUGCCAGAUGAGCCGGUGGAGGCACCAGCACUGCCCACACCCACGGCCCCCGUGGUCAGCAAGGGCACCGAGAGCAGCCGCAGCAGCGAGGAGAGCUCUUCCGACUCGGGCAGUUCUGACUCGGAGGAGGAGCGAGCCACGAGGCUGGCAGAGCUGCAGGAGCAGCUGAAGGCCGUGCAUGAGCAGCUGGCCGCCCUGUCUCAGGCCCCCGUGAACAAACCAAAGAAGAAAAAGGAGAAGAAGGAGAAGGAGAAAAAGAAGAAGGACAAGGACAGGGAGAAGGAGAAGCACAAGGCCAAGCCCGAGGAGGAGAAGAAGGCCAAGGGCAUCCCGCCGGCCAAGCAGGCUCCGCAGAAGAAGGCCCCCGCCAAGAAGGCCAGCAGCACCACGGCCGGCAGACAGCUGAAGAAGGGCAGCAAGCAGGCGUCGGCGUCCUACGACUCCGAAGAGGAGGAGGAGGGUCUGCCCAUGAGCUACGAUGAGAAGCGCCAGCUCAGCCUGGACAUCAACCGGCUGCCGGGGGAGAAGCUGGGCCGCGUGGUGCACAUCAUCCAGUCGCGGGAGCCCUCCCUCAGGGACUCCAACCCCGAUGAGAUCGAGAUCGACUUCGAGACUCUGAAACCCACCACCUUAAGGGAACUGGAGAGAUAUGUCAAGUCUUGCUUACAGAAGAAGCAGAGAAAGCCCUUCUCAACAAGCGGGAAGAAGCAGGCGGCCAAGUCGAAGGAGGAGCUGGCCCAGGAGAAGAAGAAGGAGCUGGAGAAGCGGCUGCAGGACGUCAGUGGGCAGCUAAACAGCAAGAAGCCCACCAAGAAAGAGAAAUCCGGCUCCGCGCCCUCUGGGGGACCAUCGCGGCUCAGCAGCAGCAGCUCCUCGGAGUCGGGCAGCAGCAGCUCCAGCGGGUCCAGCUCCGACAGCAGCGACUCCGAGUGACGGGACUGGAAGCAGCAGGCGGAGGAUGCCCACAGCGAGCCCUGCGGUGCCCGUGGUCAAUACACUGCUUUGUUCCAUGGUGUGCAGGUCUUCUUUGAUUCAGUGUUACGGUAUCUUCCAGUUCUGCUCCAGUAGGUCAGAGGUCCUCCCUGUGCGUGCGUGCAUCGGACUCCAGAAGGUGUGGCCCCGCUAGUCUUUUCUUCGUAACUCGGUUCAGUUGCUUGGAGACGACGGCCUCAGAUGCUAACCUGACAGCGACCCCUGGACCCCUGCGAGGCAGGAUCUGAAGGACCUUGCAGAGUCCCUGUUCCCAGCCCAACCUGGGCUGUCCUCGGAGGGAGACUGACGUGGGUACUGUAUUGAAAGCUUUGCCAGCGUGUGGUAUCUUUGCCAUUUGGGCUGCAGCCCUCGUGCCACUGCGGUCACCCCUGCCGGGGCCAAGGACAGGUGUGCCUGCCAGUGAGGCCCCGCUGGGCCUAGUGAGGCGCUGUGCAGCUCCACAGCCGAGUGUGCCGUGGGGCGGGUGUGCGGGCGGGCGUCUGGUCUCCGGCCACAGCGGCAGCAGCAGGAGCUUCCGGGACCGAACACAGCUACUGCAUGUGCGGCGUCCGGGUUUCCAACACUGAAACUUUUACCUCAACUUAAAAAAAAAAAAAAAAAAAAAUUAAAAAAAAGAGAGACUUUUUUGUAAGGUUCAGCGGUUUUCUAUAAAAGUCCAGCCCGUGUGUCCCCAUCUGGUCAGUGCUGCCCUGGCUGCUGCCGCACACUCUGGAACCACUUCCCUAGUUUAUGUAUAUAUAAAUACUUUAUUUAUUAACAUCAUUGGUCAUUUUUUAAAAAAAAAAAAAAAAGAAAAGAAAAACAAAACCGUGAAAGAAGUGCAUUAGGAGAAGUCGCAGAGACGCUGGCCUCCGGGCCCCGGCCUCCGGGCCCCGGCCUCCCCGCCUGCCGGGCUGGUGCUCAUCCGUCUGUGUGCUCCUCCUGAGUCCGGUGGCUUUUUUGGUUCUUCUCGUGGGUUACUUUGUUUCUGCUUUUGUUUCUGUAACAUUGGAGACUUACUAAGGGGGACACCUCUCAGCUACAGCACACUUAGGUAUUUACGUUGGUUCAGUUCUCUCAUAUUCACUUACGGUCUCUUUAAGACUUAAAAUCAACUUAGGGAACCCCAGUUCUAUAACAUAAGCUUUGUAAUCUGAGAGAGAAGAAAUGUAUAGUAAAUCAAAGGCUCGAUUUUUAACUUUCUAUUGUAAAAAGUAAUAAUAUACAGAGUUUAACGGAAGGUUCUGUUUGGUUCUGUUUUUUUGGAGGCUGCCGUCUGGCCCAGCCAAGCUCUGCCCAGCCGAGCUCUGCGCACCGUGGCUUUGGCCGGCCUGCCCCCUGCUCACCCAAGCCUCCAGGGGCCUGGCCGGUCUGCCCAGGCAUGGAGGCCACCCUGGGGUCCACACAGUGCUGCCUGCUGGAGAAAUGCCUGCCCUAGGUGUCCUCACAGACCCCCAGAUGAGGGCCCCAGGGGCUGUGGGGUCCAUGCCUCGGCGGCUUGGUCUGGUGGUCCGUGGUCCCCACAGGCACGCCUGGGUGAAUAUAGGACUGGUCGUGGGCAUCCCUGGGCAGGUGACGUUUCAGUCCCUGGCCCUCCGCAGGUGUGGGAGUGCCUGGUGGGCUGCCGGCAAUUCUGCCACUUGGCUUGUUAAACUUUUAAGUCAGUUUUGUUUAUAGUAAAAAUAUAAAUGGAUUUUAAAGUUCCAUUUUUAAAAGUUACCCUUGUUUUUCAAAGGUAUUUUCUAAAUAGAUCUUUAAUAGAAUAUUUAAACUGUGAUUUUAAGGAAUUAACACGAGAUCGACAGGUCUUCGCACAGGAUCUGAGUGGUGACGUUCCAGGAGUGCACUCUUGGGCGAGGCACAGGCCCCAGCCAGGGUCCCUGGGGGAGCUGCAGGUAGUGAGGUGUCGCCCGUGGGAGCUGGCCCGGGAGAAGCAGCUGGAGUUGGUGCAGUGGCCCGCUGUCCACCAUGUUUGACGCAACCGCCACCCGCCCUUCUCGCAGGUUCCUGGCUUGGCGGCUCCCGGGCUGUGGCCACACUGAGCGCACAGCUCUUGGUGCUGUAACUUCAGGCCUUCUGUCCAGACUCAACACUGUUUCUCUUCAGUUUUGGAGGGUCAGCGACUCCCUUGAGACCCUUGGUGUGAGCUGUGGGCGCCUGGUGCCCCACUCACCUAUGUGGGGAGGACUGCAGUGGCUCCACUAGAUUGUCCCUUGCGGAGAGCCGUAGGGCAGCUCUCGGCAGGCUUCCUUGGCAAGGGUGCAGGAAGGGCAGGAGGAGCCUUGGAGGCCAGGCCAGGCCUGGGUGGCCCCGGGCCCAGGCCCUCCUGCUGGCCUGCCCCCCCCCACAGGCUUGCUCACAGACCGAGAUGCGUUUUCUUGUUCGUUUGGUUUUGUUCUUUUCAGCGUCCCGCCUUUUACUGUCACUGGGAAAAGCAAUGCCGCCUCAAGGCUGUCACACCCACUGUGUACCGCUGUUCCCUGAUGACACUAACACAGGACAUUUUCCUUUUUAUAUCUAAAAUGUUACUUUUCUGUAUGAUGUGCAUGCAAGUUUACCGUAACUUUUCUUAACUUUUUAGUGCCGUUUCUAGUAUAUUCCUGUAAAUGUCAGUUACUGAAAAAGAGUCCGGUGUAAGUAGUUUAGCUUGUUUAUUGCAAUGCUGGCCUCAACACCACAGAAUAAAAAUGGUAGAGAGUACUCUGAUGUUUCUGGUAAUCAUGGACCCUUCUCCUGGGGCAUUUGUUUUGUUUUCAUAAUAAAAAGAAGAAAAAGGC
Messenger RNA from Marmota flaviventris (yellow-bellied marmot), 5283 nucleotides. It is a transcript of the gene Brd3, whose product is annotated as bromodomain containing 3. The record is from RefSeq and is a predicted model, not a curated record. Gene Ontology annotation, cellular component: chromatin; nucleus. Lineage: Eukaryota; Metazoa; Chordata; Mammalia; Rodentia; Sciuridae. Gene Ontology annotation, biological process: chromatin remodeling; regulation of DNA-templated transcription.